This is a messenger RNA of Heteronotia binoei (common prickly gecko), 2036 nucleotides long. It is a transcript of the gene SLCO4C1, whose product is annotated as solute carrier organic anion transporter family member 4C1. Gene Ontology annotation, cellular component: membrane. NCBI's taxonomy places the organism in Eukaryota, Metazoa, Chordata, Lepidosauria, Squamata, Gekkonidae. Gene Ontology annotation, molecular function: protein binding. The transcript has 13 exons. Bases 1 to 2022 code for a protein of 673 amino acids. Gene Ontology annotation, biological process: sodium-independent organic anion transport; transmembrane transport. The record is from RefSeq and is a predicted model, not a curated record.
AUGGCGAAAAAUGGCGUCGACAACCCGGCUUUCGAGCCGCCCAGCCCCGAGCAACGGCGAGCAGCGGCCGGUCUCAGCGGCCCGCGGGGGGCUCCCCCGGGCCCUUCCCCGAGUGCGGAGGCCGAGCAGGAGGAGGGACGCUGCGGCUGGGGCAGGUGCGCGCCCGACUGCCUCCAGGUCUGCAACAACGCCAAAGGCUACCUGGUCUUCUACAGCCUCCUCUCCGUCUUCCAAGGCAUUAUAGUAAAUGGAUUAAUCAACGUAAGCAUCUCCACUAUUGAAAAGCGUUAUGAACUCAACAGUUCCCUCACUGGUUUAAUCUCUGCAAGCUACGACAUUGCUUUUUGUGUGUUGUGCCUUUUUAUAUCCUUCUAUGGUGAAAGAGGACACAAGCCUAGAUGGCUGGCCUUUGCAUCUUUCCUGAUAGGGCUAGGAUCACUUGUAUUCUCCUUGCCACAUUUUACUAGUGGAGUGUAUACAUAUGGAGAAAAACUGGAUGACACCUGCCCAAUAACCAACGGUCAGUUUUAUAAUGCCAGCUGUACUCCUGGUUCAAAGUCUUCACUGUCCAACUACCUCUAUGUUUUCAUCCUGGGACAGCUGAUACUGGGAGCAGGUGGAACUCCUCUUUACACUCUGGGAACAGCAUUCAUUGAUGAUAGUGUCCCCAAACACAAAGCUUCUUUCUUCAUAGGAAUUGGCUAUUCCAUGUCCUUGCUUGGUCCUGCUGUUGGCUAUGUGUUAGGAGGACAGUUGCUUAAGAUCUAUGUUGAUUUCAAUCAUCAAGUAAGAUCAGACAUCAGUCCAGAUGAUCCACGUUGGGUUGGAGCUUGGUGGGUAGCAUUUGUUGUAUGCGGUUUUUGUACAUGGCUUUUGGUAGCACCGUUUUCAUAUUUCCCAAGGCGUUUGCCAGGUUCACAAAAAAUACAAGCUGAAAAGAUUUCAGAAGCACAUCAUGAUGGAAAAGAACACAAGGACACUGGGAAGAAUAUAAGAAACUUCCCUAGGACUCUCUGGAGUCUGCUGAAGAACCCUGUGCUGAUGUGUCUUGUAGUAGCUGCUGCAGUAGAAGCUUUAGUUGCCACUGGCUUUGCAACAUUCUUACCGAAAUUCAUCGAAAACCAGUUUGGUUUUACAUCUAGUUAUGCAGCUACUUUAGGAGGAGUUGUACUCAUCCCAGGAGCUGCUCUUGGCCAAAUCAUAAGUGGUACAUUGGUUUCCAGGCUGAAAUUGGAUUGCAAAAAUGUAAUCAAAUUCAUUGCCAUUACAUGUUCAGUAGCGCUGGCAUUAAAUUCAGUUUUUUUGUUUGCCAAAUGUGGAAAUGAACCUUUUGCAGGUGUAUCUGAAACAUAUAAUGGGACAGGCAUGUUAUCCAACUUAACUGCACCAUGCAAUGAGAACUGCCACUGCUUACGUUCAGUUUAUUUACCAGUUUGUGGCACAGAUGAAGUUCAGUAUUUUUCUCCAUGUUAUGCAGGAUGCAGCUCUGUUUCUAAUACAAAGAGUGGAAAGGUAUACAGCAAUUGCUCCUGCAUAGUGAAUCCUAAAAACACAUUUAACAAUAUUACCAAUGGAGCCGUUACUGGGAAGUGUGCAUCUAAGUGUUCAGUCCUGCCUGCAUUUCUUUUUUUCUUUUUUCUUACUGUUGUUUUUACUUUUAUGGCAGUUACACCAACAACUGUGGCCAUCCUCAGAUGUGUACCAGAUAAGCAUCGAUCAUUUGCUAUGGGUGUUCACAUGCUGAUUUUACGAACUAUAGGCACUGUACCUGGACCAAUCCUGUUCGGUGUUGCGAUAGACAAUAGCUGCACUUUGUGGUCUAUAGAUAAAUGUGGAAAAACAGGAGCCUGUUGGGUUUACAACAACCAUCUAAUGGCAUAUACGUUAAUGGGUAUAAGUGCAACUUGUAAAGUGAUUUCCAUUACCUUCACUGCUAUAGCCUAUGUCUUAUAUAAGCCUCCGCCGGUUCAGACUUCUGCUUCACAGAAGAACAUUGAAACAGAGACAAGUGUACAACUGUAGCAUAAUGAAACACC